AUGCUACUGGCAUGGCUAAAUGAUUACAUGUGUAAUCUCCCACCAUCCAUAUCUAGAUCCAAUGUUGCAUCCCUUGAGACUGAACCAACCACCUACCAUCAAGUUGCUCGUGGUCCUAGAUGGUGCCAAGCCAUGGCAGCUGAAAUUGAAGCAUUAGAAAAGAAUGAUACUUGGACCAUUGUUGAUUUGCCACCCAAAAAGCAUGCCAUUGGCAACAAAUGGGUAUAUCGUAUCAAGUACAAAGUUGAUGGAACCAUUGAACGGUUCAAAGCCCGGCUUAUCGCAAAAGGCUAUACACAAAUUGAAGGUCUUUACUACCAUGACACCUUUGCUCCAAUCGAAAAAUUAUCUACUAUUCGUUGUCUCCCUGCUAUGGCAACAACUCGUGGUUGA
Molecule: messenger RNA, 393 nt
Organism: Nelumbo nucifera (sacred lotus)
Lineage: Eukaryota; Viridiplantae; Streptophyta; Magnoliopsida; Proteales; Nelumbonaceae
Source: RefSeq, a predicted model, not a curated record